Molecule: messenger RNA, 4222 nt
Organism: Helianthus annuus (common sunflower)
Lineage: Eukaryota; Viridiplantae; Streptophyta; Magnoliopsida; Asterales; Asteraceae
Product: pentatricopeptide repeat-containing protein At1g03560, mitochondrial
Exons: 5
Coding region: 92-2074 (660 amino acids)
Molecular function (GO): protein binding
Source: RefSeq, a predicted model, not a curated record
AAAACCCUAAAUUCAUGUUUCAAAACUCACAAAUCCCAGACUGUCUGAAAAUGUAAAGCAUUGCAAAACAAAGACUCAUCCAAUUUACACCAUGAGGAAAACCCUGCUGAAACCCCUCUACCCCAUCACAAUCUGCAGACCUCAUUCAUCCCCCAUCAAUGGCGGAACAACGACUCACACUCACCACCCACUUCAUAACCCAUCAAUCCCCGACCCAAACCCACUUCCACUCUCCAACUCCAGGUGGGUUUUCACCACAACCGCACCCCUACCGCCAGAAUGGGUCGAACCCAUCAACGACACCUCUGACCUCAUCUCACCGAACCCCAAACCCUCCCCAUGGGUUGACCAAAUCUUCAAUCUUUUAAACGAUGACGUUUCAUCUCAAAUGGAACCCAAAUUGGAUGCCUUUUGCCGCAACUGGUUCAUCAGAUUAUCACCCAAUUUCGUCUGUUACAUUCUUUCUUCGGGUCGGGUCAAAACCCGACCCGAAUUGGCCUUCCGGUUUUUCAAUUGGGCAGGUAGUCAAAAGGGUGGUGGGUGCAAUUAUUCUCAUAAUCUUGAAUGCUAUGCUUUAUUGAUUGAUGUUUUAUCUGGUUCUAAAGAUGUUGAUAGGGUUAAGUGUGUGUUUAAUGAGGUUAAAAACAAGGGGUUUGUUAUGAACAUAAAGUCUGCAAAUUUGUUGAUAAAAUCAUUUGGGAAUCUUGGUAUGGUUGAAGAAUUGUUGUGGGUAUGGAAGGAAAUGAAGGAGCAUGAAAUCGAACCGAGCUUGUUUACGUUUAAUUUUUUGAUUAAUGGGCUGGUUAAUUCGAUGUUUAUGGAAUCUGCUGAGCAGGUUUUGGAAGUUAUGGAGGCCGGGUUGGUUAAACCCGACGCUGUAACAUAUAAUAUGAUGAUCAAAGGGUACUGUAAAUGUGGGAAAACGAAGAGCGCGUUUGAGAAGUUUAAGAGAAUGGAAGAGAUGAACAUAGAGCCUGAUAAGAUUAGUUAUAUGACUUUGAUCCAAGCUUUUUAUUCGGAUUGCGAUUAUGAUUAUUGUUUGAAACUUUAUAAUGAAAUGGAGGAAAAGAGGGUUGAAAUACCGCCACAUGCUUAUAGUUUAGUGAUUGGUGGUCUUUGUAAAGAUGGGAAGCCGAUGGAAGGUUAUACGUUGUUUGAAAGUAUGAUUCAAAAGGGCGGUAAAGCUAAUGUUGCAAUGUAUACUGCAUUAAUGGACGCGUAUGCAAAAGCCGGGCACAUAGAUCAGGUGGUUAGGCUUUUCGAGAGGAUGAAUAAUGACGGUUUUAGCCCCGAUGAGGUUACUUAUGGUGUUAUUGUGAACGUUUUAUGCAAAACCGGAAGACUAGAAGAGGCGUUAAACUAUUUUGAGUUGUGUAAAGAGAAUAAAGUUACGGUUAACGCAAUGUUUUAUUCGAGUCUUAUAGACGGAUUUGGAAAAGCCGGGAGAUUGGACGAGGCCGAGAAGCUUUUUGAAGAAAUGGUUAAUGAUGGAUGUAGUCGGGAUUCGUAUUGCUACAAUGCACUUAUCGACGCAUUGGUGAAAAACGAUAAGGUUGAUGAAGCAUUGGCGCUUUUUAAUAGGAUGGAAAUAGACGGUUGUGGUCAAACGGUGUAUACAUACACAAUCAUAAUGAGCGGUUUAUUUAACAAACAUCGAAACGAAGAAGCGUUAAAGAUUUGGGAUAUGAUGAUUGAUAAGGGAAUAACUCCCACGCCUGCUUCUUUUCGGGUUCUUUCAACCGGGCUUUGCCUUUCGGGUAAAGUGUCACGAGCAUGUAAGAUUUUGGAUGCGUUGGCACCAAUGGGGGUGGUUAUAGACACGGCGUGUGAAGAUAUGAUUAAUGUUUUGGUCAAAGCUGGUCGUGUGGAGCAAGCGUGUAAAUUGGCUGAUGGGAUUGUGGAAAGGGGUCGAGAGAUACCAGGGAGGGUUCGUACGGUUUUGAUCAACGCUUUGAGGAAAUCCGGGAAUUCAGAGAUGGCAAUGAAACUGAUGCAUAGUAAAAUUGGGAUUGGGUAUGAUAGGAAGGGCAGUGUGAAGAAGCGAGUGAAGUUUCGCGUGCUCGUUGACAAGUGAGAUUGUUUCAAAGGGUAUUUUUGUAACUUUGUAGAUCCCAAUCUUGCAGUGUUUGGAUAGCAGCUGAAGCUAGUUACCAUGAGUGAGGUUAAUAAAAAAGCGACAGGCCCGUUAUAUGGAAUGUUCAAGCCAUCUAGUACCUCGGGGAAGAAAGGGGGGAAACUUAGUUGGAAGUGCAGAAUACAAAGACGUCCAAAAGAAGCUCAGACUUGAUGCGGUGCAAAAAUUUGCACGUUGGAUGCAUGAUGCAGGUAUUGCAUUCAAUGCGGUGAAGUAUGAUAGUUUGGCGCCCGCAAUUGAAGCGAUUGGUAGAUAUGGUUGCGGUAUGAAACCCCCUAGCUAUCACGAGGUACGUGUUCCGAUGUUGAAACUAGAGUUGGAACAUACAAAAAAGAUUUUGCACGAUAACGAGGUUGAGAAGGGAACAUAUGGCUGUUCUUUGAUGGCCGAUGGAUGGAGAGACCGGAAGGGAAGGGCUUUAAUCAACUUCCUAGUUAAUACUCCUUGAGGAAGCAUGUUCAUCGAAUCGGUCGACGCCUCUAGCUAUUCUCACACGGGUGAGAAGAUGUUCGCAUUGUUUGACCAAUUUAUUAAGAAGGUAGGGCUUGAUCAUGUCAUUCAAAUAGUAACGGAUAGCGCAUCCAAUAAUGUUGUGGCGGGUAAACUUGUGGAAGAAAAGUAUCCGCACAUAUAUUGGACUCCUUGUGCGGCUCAUUGCAUCGACUUGAUGUUUAAAGAUAUCUUUAAAAUGGCUCAUUUAAAGAGAACUCUUGAAAAGGCAAUUAAGGUGAACACAUACAUAUACAAUCGCACGUUGCUAUUGAACAUAAUGAGAGAAUUCACCGGCCAAAAGGACAUGGUUAGGCCCGCGAAGACUCGAUUUGCUACUGCCUUCAUCACACUCAAUUGUUUUAAAGCAAAUAAGAAGAGCUUAAAAAAAUGUUCACUUCGGAAGAGUGGGUCAAUAGCAAGUUCUCAAGUGAGAUUAUCGGUAGGCAAGUAGCCAAUGCUAUAUUGUUGACGGACUUUUGGAACAAUAUCAACAUUGCGGUGAAAGUUGGUCAUCCACUAUUAGGAGUGCUUCGGUUGGUUGAUGGAGAGAAAAAGUCUCCUAUGGGCUAUAUUUAUGUGGCGAUGGAUAAUGCAAAGGAGUUAAUUGCUAGAAAUUUCAACAACAAAGAAGAAAAGUAUGGAGACAUUUUUGAAAUAAUUGAUAGAAGGUGGGAUUGCCAGUUACAUCAGCCUUUACAUGCAACGGGAAACUACUUGAAUCCGUCUUUGUACUACAACAAUAUCGAUAUUGAGCAUGAUGAAGAGGUCAAAGCUGGGUUAAUGGCUUGCAUUAAAAGUUGUCAUUGAAUGAAGACGAGCAGAUGAAGAUUCAUCUUGAGCUCCAAUUAUAUAGAACCGCUGAAGGGAUUUUUGGAGAACCGGUGGCAAAGAAAAUGAGAACAAAACUUGCUCCUGCGGUUUGGUGGAUGCAAUAUGGAUCAUCGGCACCGACUCUAAAAAGGUUUGCGGUUAAGGUGCUUAGUUUAACAUGUAGCUCGUCGGGGUGCGAGCGCAAUUGGAGCGUAUUUGAACAUCUUCAUUCCAAAAAAAGAAACCGACUCGAGCAAAAAAAGCUUAAUGAUCUUGUAUACAUUAAGUAUAAUCGGGCUCUAAGAAGAAGGUACGAUAUGCGUGAUACGAUUGACCCGAUUAUCUUAGAUGAUGCAAAUGUACAAGAUCCGCAUGAGUGGUUGAUGGGAGCGUUAGAAGAGGAGGAUGAAGAAGAUGUCCCGGUGGUCGAGGGUGAAGAUUUGACAUGGGGUCAUGUAAGGGAUGCUACUGGGGCGGAAGAGGCGCCCUAUUCGACAAGAGCACGUGGGAGUAAAAAGGGUGCCAAGAAUACCGCAUCGAGCUCAAGGGCAAAAGGAAAAGGUUUAGUUGGUGAAGAAGUUUGUGAUGAUGUUGGAGAAAACGAUGCUGGGGCUUAUAAAGAUUUUGUGCUAACAUCGGAUCAAGAUGAUGAUCCCACGACCCGGAAUAUGAAGAGUUGGAUGAGUUGUGAUUGACUAUUUUAGCUAUUUAGGUGUUUGAAUGUUUAUUUAUUUUGGAUGUUUGAAUGUAAAACAGUUUCUUGAAUUUUUGACUACUUUAUCGCUA